AUGCAAACUACUUCGGAAAGUAGCAUCGAAGUGAAAUUCCGCUCUUUACACAGUAACUUUGAAAAGGACUUAACUUUUCUCACGGUUCCUAGAAUCACGGAUAUGACACCCGAUGAGCCGUUUCCUCGCGAGUUAGUCGAAAUUCCUGCCAACCUACGGUUAUCUGAUCCGCAGUUCCACACGCCUCGACCAGUCGACAUGCUCGUAGGUUCAGGAGCAACUUUAUCCCUGCUCUCAGUCGGGCAAAUCAAUCUCUCCCGGAACGGCUGCGACUUGUAUUUACAAAAGAUGCAGCUGGGAUGGGUGGAAGUAGGCGGCAUUAAUGACGCGAAUAACUUCACAGCGGCGUGUAAUUUAACUGAAUUGCGCAAUCUGAUGGAAUGGUUUUGGGCUAUAGAUGACAUUUCCAACGGACCGAACGAAGCGACGGCCGCCGAGGCUUGCGAAUCGCAUUACAAGAAAACUACGAUCCAAAAUGCGGACGGGCGAUACGUAGUGCGAUUAUUUUUCCACAACGGCUAG
This is a messenger RNA of Nasonia vitripennis (jewel wasp), 522 nucleotides long. RefSeq lists its product as uncharacterized. The transcript has a single exon. NCBI's taxonomy places the organism in Eukaryota, Metazoa, Arthropoda, Insecta, Hymenoptera, Pteromalidae. The coding region runs from base 1 to 522 and encodes 173 amino acids. The record is from RefSeq and is a predicted model, not a curated record.